AUGGCCAACGACGCAGCAUCAACGUCGCCCUUUUCCAACAUCGUCUCCAAGUACCGACCAGAUCUCAAACCUUACGAAGAAUUAUACAAAUACUAUCAUGCCAAUGGCGAAUUGUCAACCCAGGAAAAGGAAACUGCUGCCCACAUUACCAAGAAGUUGCAGUCACUGUCGUCCGACCUUGAGAUCCGGACUGGCAUAGGAGGACAUGGUCAAAUUGCUAUCCUUCGCAACGGCCCAGGCUCAACCAUUCUGCUCCGCGCCGACAUUGACGCCUUGCCCAUCAAGGAGAAAACAAAUCUCGAGUAUGCUAGCACCAAGACCCAGCUGGACGUUGACGGCGAAGUCAAGCCUGUUAUGCACGCAUGUGGUCAUGAUUUCCACAUCACCUCUUUGCUUGCCGCCAUCGAGACGCUUCUCGCUGCGCGUGACACCUGGAGUGGCACCAUUGUCUUCCUCUUCCAACCCGCGGAAGAGCGAGGGUGUGGUGCGCAAGCCAUGGUUGAUGACGGCCUUUACGAUGCCAAGAAGCAUGCUUGUCCGAUCCCUGACGUGGUGUUGGGUCAACAUGUCUUCCCACUGGCAGCGGGCACCACAGGACUUCGACCUGGCCCUUUGAUGUCGGCCGCCGACAGUUUCAAAAUCACCAUCUUUGGCCACGGCGGCCACGGUAGCAUGCCACAUGGGACGAUCGAUCCCGUCGUCAUUGCCAGUUAUAUCGUCGUGCGCCUACAGUCUAUUGUCGCCCGAGAAGUCCCCCCUGAUGAGACCGCCGUCGUCACCGUCGGCGCUCUUCAAGCUGGAAGCACUGAGAAUGUCAUUUCUGAUGAGGCCGUCAUCAAAAUCAAUAUCCGCACUGUUACCGUGGAAUGGCGGGAGAAGAUCCUUGCCAGUGUGAGGCGCAUCGUCAAUGCUGAGUGCGUAGCUGGCAACUGCCCCAAGGAACCCACUAUUGAGCCCACCAGUUCAUUCCCAUUGACCAUCAACGACGCUGAGACCUCGGCCAAGAUCAACAAGGCCUUUACUUCAUACUUUGGCGAUACUCAUAUCCCAGAUUUGAAAUCCGUGUUGGGCUCCGAGGAUUUUGGCAUCCUCGGCUCCCAUAUCAACAAGCCUUACUGUUUCUGGUUCUUUGGUGGUCACGAUCCCAAAAUAUUUGAGAAUAGCAAUAGCCAACACGCGGUCCCGGUUAAUCAUAACCCAUACUUCGCCCCCAUCAUUCAACCUACACUAAGGACUGGGGUUGAUGCUCUGACGGUGGCAGCAUUGACUUAUCUCGGGAAAUAA
This is a messenger RNA of Exophiala mesophila, 1284 nucleotides long. RefSeq lists its product as uncharacterized. NCBI's taxonomy places the organism in Eukaryota, Fungi, Ascomycota, Eurotiomycetes, Chaetothyriales, Herpotrichiellaceae. The coding region runs from base 1 to 1284 and encodes 427 amino acids. The transcript has a single exon. Gene Ontology annotation, molecular function: hydrolase activity. The record is from RefSeq and is a predicted model, not a curated record.